Thamnophis elegans (Western terrestrial garter snake) is the source of this 3315-nucleotide messenger RNA. It is a transcript of the gene PLS3, whose product is annotated as plastin 3. Gene Ontology annotation, cellular component: actin filament; cytoplasm; actin filament bundle. Gene Ontology annotation, biological process: actin filament network formation; actin filament bundle assembly. Gene Ontology annotation, molecular function: calcium ion binding; actin filament binding. The record is from RefSeq and is a predicted model, not a curated record. NCBI's taxonomy places the organism in Eukaryota, Metazoa, Chordata, Lepidosauria, Squamata, Natricidae.
GCUGCAGGAAAGUAGGAGAUGGUUCAACACCCACCCCCCCCCGCUUGUUUACCUAGAAGAAAAAUGGGCCUAAGGACAGGAAAAUCCACCACAGAAUGGCUCCAGGUCAGAGGUGUUGUGUUAAUGCGCAAAGAUGGCCAGCACCACACAGAUAUCCAAAGAUGAGCUAGAGGAACUCAGGGAGGCCUUCUCCAAAGUUGAUCUCAACAGCAACGGUUUCAUCUGCGAUUAUGAGCUGCACGAACUCUUCAAGGAAGCCAAUCUUCCGCUCCCGGGAUACAAAGUCCGAGAGAUAAUUCAGAAGCUGAUGAUCGACGGAGACAAGAACAAAGAUGGAAAGAUUAGCUUUGAAGAGUUCGUUUACAUCUUCCAAGAAGUGAAAAGCAGCGGGGCCAAAACCUUCCGCAAAGCCAUCAACCGGAAGGAAGGCAUCUGCGCCAUCGGCGGCACUUCGGAGCUGUCCAGCGAAGGGACCCAACACUCGUACUCAGAUGAGGAGAAAUAUGCCUUUGUGAACUGGAUCAACAAAGCUUUGGAAAACGACCAGGAUUGCAAGCAUGUCAUUCCCAUGAACCCAAACACAGAUGACCUCUUCAAAGCCAUGGGGGAUGGCAUCGUCUUGUGUAAAAUGAUCAACCUCUCCGUUCCCGACACCAUUGAUGAACGAGCCAUCAACAAGAAGAAGCUCACCCCAUUCAUAAUUCAGGAAAAUCUGAAUUUGGCUCUGAAUUCGGCCUCCGCCAUUGGGUGCCACGUGGUCAACAUCGGAGCGGAGGAUUUAAGGGAAGGGAAACCCCACCUGGUCCUCGGCCUCCUCUGGCAGAUCAUCAAGAUUGGAUUAUUUGCAGACAUUGAGCUCAGCAAAAAUGAAGCGUUGGCUGCCUUGCUGUGUGAUGGGGAGACUUUGGAAGAUCUGAUGAAAUUGUCCCCUGAAGAGCUUCUCCUGCGAUGGGCCAAUUACCACUUGGAGAGCGCCGGCUGGCACAAGAUCAACAACUUCAGCUCUGAGAUAAAGGACUCCAGAGCCUACUUCCAUCUCCUCAACCAAAUCUCCCCCAAAGGACAGAAGGAAGGAGAACCACAAAUCAUCAUCAACAUGUCAGGCUUCAAUGAGAAAGAUGACCUCAAGAGGGCCGAGUGCAUGCUGCAGCAAGCAGAUAGGCUGGGCUGUCGGCAGUUUGUUACCCCGGCAGAUGUUGUGAGCGGCAACCCCAAGCUGAAUUUGGCCUUCGUGGCCAACUUGUUCAACAAGUAUCCAGCCCUCACCAAGCCGGAAAACCAAGACAUUGACUGGACAUUACUAGAAGGUGAAACCCGCGAAGAACGGACCUUCCGCAACUGGAUGAAUUCUCUCGGUGUAAACCCACACGUCAAUCAUCUCUACGGUGACCUCCAAGAUGCCCUGGUGAUUUUACAGCUCUACGAGAAGAUCAAAGUUCCCGUUGACUGGAACAAAGUCAACAGACCCCCAUACCCAAAACUCGGGGCAAACAUGAAGAAGCUGGAAAACUGCAACUAUGCGGUUGAUCUAGGAAAGCAUCCCGCCAAGUUUUCGUUGGUUGGCAUUGGAGGACAGGAUCUCAACGACGGGAACCCGACCCUCACCCUGGCUUUGGUCUGGCAGGUGAUGAGAAGAUAUACUCUGAAUGUCCUGGAGGACCUCGGAGAUGGUCAGAAAGUCAACGAUGACAUCAUUGUAAAUUGGGUGAACACAACUUUAAAGGAAGCCGGGAAAUCAAGUUCUAUCCAGAGCUUUAAGGACAAAAGUAUCAGCAGCAGCCUGGCCGUGGUGGAUUUAAUCGACGCUAUUCAACCCGGCUGCAUAAAUUACGACCUUGUGAAGACAGGCGAGCUCUCGGAGGAAGACAAGCACAGCAAUGCCACGUACGCCGUCUCCAUGGCCAGGAGAAUCGGUGCCCGCGUCUAUGCCCUGCCAGAUGACGUGGUAGAGGUGAAGCCCAAGAUGGUGAUGACCGUGUUUGCCUGCCUGAUGGGCCGAGGGAUGAAGCGCGUUUAAAGAGCAAAGACCCCCCCCCCAGCCUGCCCCCUCCCCACCCCCAGCGCAGAUGCCCGACUGAAGUGCUCUGCUCUGCUUCCGGAAGAGUGGACUGUCUUUGGCUCAAGGACUCUACGUUGGCCUUGGCUACCCAGACCAGGAGAGGUCUGGGAGAGGGGGUCGGGAACCAACCCAGCCACCUCCCUCCCUCCUUCCCUCCCUUCCUCAGAAAUUUCAAGGUUGCAUCUCCUCAAGUGCCCAAGGGAACAAUUCGCACUCGUGCCGGUGGCGGGCACACCGACCAAAGCUUUCUUUCCUCGUCCAGAGGGGCAGUUUUCGGGAGAGUGGCCAGCUUUAAGGCUCUCUCCGGCCCUGAAAGGAAGAAGGAAAGAAAAUAAAAUAAAAAGUUUCCUUUAAAAAAAAAAAGAAUAAUAAUAAUAAUAAUAAUAGGAGUUUCUAGUGGUUCAAAGGUUUGAGAUGGGCUUGACUGUUUCUUUUAUUUUUCCUUUGUAAUUUAACCUGCUGUUCGGUCAUGGGUGCAAAUCCAGCAACGUUUUUAAGCCACACCUUUAAAGGAAUCAAAAACCACUUAGUAGAAAUCAUACAUUAGGCAGGUAGGUUUUACGGAAUUUAUCCUCUCGGGGAAGCUCCUUUGGCACACCCCGUUCUUCGCCACCUAGCCACAGAGAAGGAGUCGUGCCACUGAAAAGUCUCAGGAGCUCGUUCUCUGGCUUCCGAUACUCCUGACUCUCUCUCGCUUUCAAGUCCGCCUCCCGAAGGACUAGAAACUUGGUUAGGUUUUGAUUUGAGCGCGAGCUGGGGGGGGGAGCGGAAUUUGGUGCCCCCGCUGCCCCCUGGUGGUGCCCUGGCACCUGGCCGGGUUGAAGUGGGUUUCCCUGCAGCCUUCCGAAGCCUACGGUGCUGCUUUCAUUUGCCUUCGCAGCACAAGUGUGUUGUCGCUUCUCUCUUCCAACAAAAGCACAACACCUUUGCCUUUGUGCGAGUUUUUUUUUAUUUCCACGUUACUCGCCAAUCUCCAAAGGCCACCACCUUGCCUCGGCUUAAUCGAACCCAGAGAACUCGAAUUGAUGCAAUGUUUAUAUGCUGCCUUGGUUUUCUUUUAUAUUUUUGCCUGGACAUAUUUUUUUAAAGUUUUGUUUUGUUUUUCCAAAAACUGCAUGGAAACCAUUUAAAAAAAAAAAAAGAUAUUUAAGUCGACACGAGCUGUUUGUUAACAAACUGUGUGAGAAGGGUGCCACAGUGGGGACCGGGCCCGUUCUGCAAAAAGGCAGGGACUAGUAACUUGAAGAGCGGAAUGG